AUUUCAGAAAGCAGACUGUUAUUUCUUCCUCUCUUAAGGGCAAAAUCUUCCAACAAGCAUGAGGGAAAUCGUUCAUCUGCAAGCCGGCCAGUGUGGCAAUCAGAUCGGCGCGAAGUUCUGGGAGGUCAUCAGUGACGAGCACGGCAUUGACCCCACUGGGACCUACCAUGGAGACAGUGACCUGCAGCUGGACAGGAUCAAUGUCUACUACAACGAAGCCUCCGGUGGUAAAUAUGUUCCCCGUGCGGUGCUUGUGGAUCUGGAGCCAGGUACCAUGGACUCUGUGAGGUCUGGUCCCUUCGGCCAAGUCUUCAGGCCUGACAAUUUUGUCUUUGGCCAGAGUGGUGCUGGCAAUAACUGGGCCAAAGGUCACUACACUGAGGGAGCCGAGCUGGUGGACUCGGUCCUGGAUGUGGUGAGGAAGGAGGCGGAGAGCUGCGACUGCCUGCAGGGUUUCCAGCUCACACACUCCCUGGGUGGCGGCACGGGGUCCGGAAUGGGUACUCUCCUCAUCAGCAAGAUCCGUGAAGAAUACCCCGACCGCAUCAUGAACACCUUCAGCGUGGUUCCUUCCCCCAAAGUGUCGGACACGGUGGUGGAGCCCUACAACGCCACGCUGUCGGUCCACCAGCUGGUGGAGAACACGGACGAGACCUACUGCAUCGACAACGAGGCGCUCUACGACAUCUGCUUCCGCACCCUCAAGCUCACCACCCCCUCAUACGGAGACCUCAACCACCUGGUCUCGGCCACCAUGAGCGGCGUCACCACCUGCCUGCGCUUCCCCGGCCAGCUCAACGCCGACCUGCGCAAGCUGGCGGUGAACAUGGUGCCCUUCCCCCGUCUGCACUUCUUCAUGCCCGGCUUCGCUCCCCUCACCAGCAGAGGCAGCCAGCAGUACCGCUCCCUCACCGUGCCCGAACUCACACAGCAGAUGUUCGACGCCAAGAACAUGAUGGCCGCCUGCGACCCCCGUCACGGCCGCUACCUCACCGUGGCCGCCAUCUUCCGAGGAAGGAUGUCCAUGAAGGAGGUGGACGAGCAGAUGCUCAAUGUCCAGAACAAGAAUAGCAGCUACUUUGUGGAGUGGAUCCCCAACAACGUGAAGACGGCCGUGUGCGACAUCCCGCCCAGAGGCCUGAAGAUGGCCGCCACCUUCAUCGGCAACAGCACCGCCAUCCAGGAGCUCUUCAAGCGCAUCUCCGAGCAGUUCACCGCCAUGUUCAGGCGCAAGGCUUUCCUGCACUGGUACACCGGCGAGGGAAUGGAUGAGAUGGAGUUCACCGAGGCCGAAAGCAACAUGAACGACCUGGUGUCCGAGUACCAGCAGUACCAGGACGCCACCGCAGAGGAGGAGGGCGAGUUCGAGGAGGAGGAGGGCGACGAGGAGCUGGCUUAAGGGCUCCGCUCAAAAUGGACUGAAGGCCUGUGUGUUCGCCGGUCUCCACUGUUCUGGUUUAAGUGUUUGGACGGCCUGUUCUGUUCAAGUGUCUUUGGUUAAGUUUGUUUGUUGAAUAAAAGUUAUGAAGCUUA
Messenger RNA from Salarias fasciatus (jewelled blenny), 1533 nucleotides. Its product is annotated as tubulin beta-1 chain. The coding region runs from base 59 to 1399 and encodes 446 amino acids. Gene Ontology annotation, cellular component: microtubule. Gene Ontology annotation, molecular function: structural constituent of cytoskeleton; GTPase activity; GTP binding. Lineage: Eukaryota; Metazoa; Chordata; Actinopteri; Blenniiformes; Blenniidae. Gene Ontology annotation, biological process: microtubule-based process. The transcript has 4 exons. The record is from RefSeq and is a predicted model, not a curated record.